This is a messenger RNA of Zootoca vivipara (common lizard), 2177 nucleotides long. The record is from RefSeq and is a predicted model, not a curated record. NCBI's taxonomy places the organism in Eukaryota, Metazoa, Chordata, Lepidosauria, Squamata, Lacertidae.
AGCCGGUGAGGGGGUGAAGAGAGGCCAAAGAAGUGCCGGGGCUUCGGGAAGGGAACGCACGCGUCUGCCCGCCCUCCUGCGUGAGUCAGCAAGCGACAGGCGCGUGCGCACGGCUCCGCUCGCGAGGGUUUUUACAAAUGUUUGACAACAUAUGUCCUAGUGCCCGUUUAUUUAACGGGCUCAAUGACACUAGUAAGAUAUAAGCAUCUGUAAGACCAUCCCAUCCCAUCCCAUCAGGCAUGGUGUCACAAUUUGGGGAUGUUGGUAGUGCUGUGGCCUCUUGGGCUUGCCGAUCAGAAAGCCAGCAGUUCGAAUCAGCACAACGGGGUGAGCUCCCAUUGCUCUGUCCCAGCUUCUGCCAACCUAACAGUUCAAAAGCACACCAGCGUGUGUAGAUAAAUAGGUACCGCUGCGAUGGGAAGGUAAACGGCGUUUCUGUGCGCUCUGGUACUUGUCACAGUGUCCCGUGUGCCAGAAGCGGUUUAGUCCUGCUGGCCACAUGACCCAGAAAAGCUGUCUGCGGACAAAUGGCGGCUCCCUUGGCCUGAAAGCGGAGAUGAGUGCCGCACCCCAUAGUCAAAUUGGACUUAACCAUCCAGGGGUCUUUUACCUUUACCUUAGCGCCACAACACCAUUGGGAAAGUCAUGGUGGUCACCUCUGUUGAUAGGAUUAAAUAGUGGGAAUAAGACUUGAGGAUGUUGAUAGCAAAUCAGUCAAAGCACAAAGCUGUUCUGUGCCCUUUGGGGACAUGAAAUUUCUGGCAAUGGGGAGCUGCUUCUGAGAACAGAGACAGAAUGAGACGCUUCACAGCCUGAUGGCUGCACAGACUACUUAGUAUGUUUUCAGAUAGGGAUUAGGGAAACGUGGAAGUGUGCUGUGAGCUGGGAACUGGUUUCCGUCAACCGCAAUGCCGUGCGUUUGGUUAUGAAAUUCAUUAAAGCCAGGUCAAUUGGGGACGCCUGUCAGGGUUUUGGGAGUGCCAAGUCUCCUUCUCUGGGACCUUUGAGGAUUGCCAAAAUUGCUAAUGGUGCUGGCCGGGUGUGCUUCUUUCUUUGCCUUCCCAGAGCCUUGUUCAAGACUCCCUCGGUUCUAGCCCUGAACCAGACGCAGCACUGCAAGCAGCUGGAAGGGCUGGUGGUUUCGCAAGUGCAGCUGUGCCGCAGCAACCUGGAGCUGAUGCAAACCAUCAUCCAGGCAGCACGGGAGGUGAUCAAGACGUGCCGCAAGACCUUCUCCGACAUGCGGUGGAAUUGCUCCUCCAUCGAGCUGGCGCCCAACUACCUCCUGGAUUUGGAGAGAGGCACGAGGGAGUCGGCCUUUGUGUACGCCCUCUCCGCCGCAGCCAUCAGCCACACCAUCGCCAGAGCCUGCACCACCGGGGACCUCCCUGGCUGCUCCUGCGGUCCCAUCCCAGGUGAGACACCUGGACCUGGGUAUCGCUGGGGAGGAUGUGCUGACAACCUCAACUAUGGUCUUGUCAUGGGGUCCAAAUUUUCAGAUGCUCCCAUGAAGAUGAAAAAAUCAGGAUCACAAGCCAAUAAGCUGAUGCAUCUGCACAACAGUGAAGUAGGGAGACAGGCCCUGAAAGCUUCUCUGGAGAUGAAAUGCAAAUGCCACGGAGUAUCUGGUUCCUGCUCGAUCAAGACCUGCUGGAGGGGGCUUCAGGAACUGAGAGACAUUGCCCUGGAUUUAAAAAACAAAUACCUUUCAGCUACAAAGGUGGUGCAUCGGCCUAUGGGCACCCGCAAGCAUCUAGUCCCCAAGGAUCUUGAUAUCCGCCCAGUAAAGGAGACAGAGUUGGUUUAUUUGCAAAGCUCGCCUGAUUUCUGCAUGAAGAACGAGAAAGUGGGAUCGCACGGGACUCAGGACAGGCAAUGCAACAAGACCUCCAAUGGCAGCGACAGCUGUGACCUUAUGUGCUGUGGCCGCGGCUACAACCCCUACAUGGACAAGGUGGUGGAGCGCUGCCACUGCAAGUACCACUGGUGCUGCUACGUCACCUGCAAAAAGUGCGAGAGGACUGUCGAGAGAUACGUGUGCAAGUGAGGCCCUUCCUCGCGUCACUCGGCUCCCCUCUGGGCCCGCAGACUUGAGACACCCGUGCCACAUUUCCCAGCGCUUUUCGGACAGGAGAAAAGCUUUCCGAACCCUAGACGAUGUUUGGCUUGCUUUUUUU